Molecule: messenger RNA, 1387 nt
Organism: Desarmillaria tabescens
Lineage: Eukaryota; Fungi; Basidiomycota; Agaricomycetes; Agaricales; Physalacriaceae
Exons: 5
Coding region: 230-1189 (319 amino acids)
Biological process (GO): regulation of transcription by RNA polymerase II
Molecular function (GO): RNA polymerase II cis-regulatory region sequence-specific DNA binding; DNA-binding transcription factor activity, RNA polymerase II-specific
Source: RefSeq, a predicted model, not a curated record
AACUCAAUUACAUCCACCCAAAAUCGACGUCGCUGGGCACGAUGACGGCGUCGCUUCGACGCCGUGUAAGACGAUGGCGUCUACUACCGCUCGUCGAGGGUCCGUGCGCGACCCAGAUUUCCCACGUCUGCGUCUGACAUAAUAUCCCACCGCCCACGUUCUCCUCCGUCCGUGCUCUCCUCGUUGCUCCGAAAGCUUCAGCACUACACUCUCUUAUAUUUUGGUUACGAUGGACAUGGAAUCACAACAACAGCUCAUGCAGCAGCCUAUGAUGGGUGACCAACAGCAGGAAGGUGGCAUGGAUGAGUCGUACUACACAAGCACUGACGACUCGACGUUGACGGGCGGGCUGCCCAUCAACUUGGAUUCACUUCGAGACGGCCCACCUGGCACGAAGCCGUUCUACCCGUAUUCGACGCUGAUUCGCUACGCCAUCAAAGGUUCGCCUAAUCAGAAGCUCCUGCUUGAAGAUAUUUACUACGCUAUUGAGUCUCGGUUCCCCUAUUUUCGAACGGCACCGGCUGGUUGGAAGAACUCGGUCCGCCACAACCUAUCCUUGAAUCCAUGCUUUGAGAAGCUUCCUCGCCCACUCACUGACCGAGGCAAAGGCUCCUACUGGGUGGUGAACGACAGUGUCGACCCCCGGACAGGUGUACAUCGUGUGCGCAAGAAAAAGACCAAGGGCGCAAAGGCAGGGAGCGGGAACAAGUCAGAUGGCGGUGAUGGUGAUUACCAGCCACCUUCUGGCUUUGAGGAUCCGAAUGCGUACGGUACUCCUCCUAUGCCAGGGCCUGACACCGACGGCAGUCCCAAUAGGGCACCGCCAGCGCCCUUUCCCCCCUACCCAACCCCAUUCGAUCCCAAUUUUCCUAUGAUGGCUGGCAUGCGAUUUCCCAUGCCUAUGCCGAUCUCACCUGACGAAGGUCUUGAGAUGGACGAGCAUGGCAACAUCAAUUGGCACCACGCUUGGUUGAAGGAGAUAGGUCAUCUGCAGCAGGUUACCCAGGAACAGGAGAAGGCUGGCGCUGACCAGGAAUGGUUCAGGAUGAUGCUGUUCAAGGUUCGGUCUGCGCUGAUGCCCCCCAUGCCUUUGGGGCCCGAUGGAACGCUACAGAUGCCUCCGCAUAUGAUCCCUGCUCAUGCCCCGGAGGAUCAGAGUCAGAUACAAGUAGCGCAACAGGUGCAAUAGGAAGGGAAAGCUGUUUAUUAAGUUUUAUUCGUGUUCUCCAUCGCUGUGGAUAUGCUUUCUUUUCUUUUUUACUCAACUCGAUUGUACAACUAAUUGUUGUUUCGGUACUAUGGAUACUGCAUUCUAUUGAACAUUGGUAGAGAGAUUCUGAAAUACAAUGACUGUUAGGCUAAGUCAACGGGCUGACGUUGCUGUUUA